Messenger RNA from Antechinus flavipes (yellow-footed antechinus), 2430 nucleotides. It is a transcript of the gene SLC18A3, whose product is annotated as solute carrier family 18 member A3. NCBI's taxonomy places the organism in Eukaryota, Metazoa, Chordata, Mammalia, Dasyuromorphia, Dasyuridae. Gene Ontology annotation, cellular component: AP-2 adaptor complex; AP-1 adaptor complex; terminal bouton. Gene Ontology annotation, molecular function: xenobiotic transmembrane transporter activity; acetylcholine transmembrane transporter activity. Bases 85 to 1722 code for a protein of 545 amino acids. Gene Ontology annotation, biological process: chemical synaptic transmission; xenobiotic transport; transmembrane transport. The transcript has a single exon. The record is from RefSeq and is a predicted model, not a curated record.
GACUCUGCCUCUCCCCAUGCCCUGUGAGUCUCGGGCUCCUGGGAGCUGAAGCAUCCGCAGGAGGCCCUCACGGAAAGGAGGGGGAUGAUGGCGGCGCCCGCGGGACUGGCCAAAGCGGCCGCGGGGAAGCUGUCCGAAGCGGUGGGCGAGCGCACCCGGCGCUUGGGCUCGGCGCUGCAGGAGACCCACCGGCAGCGCCGGCUGAUCCUCGUCAUCGUCUGCGUGGCGCUCUUUCUGGACAACAUGCUCUACAUGGUCAUCGUGCCCAUUGUGCCCGUCUACAUCGCGGGUAUGCACAAGGGCAGCCAAGAGGACUUCCCGCACCACCACCACCGGCCUCUGCCGCCCACGGCCAACGCCAGCCAGCCCGCCAAUGCCACCAGCGCCCCAACGCCCCCGCCCAAGUCCAACCUCAAGCCCACCUACCCGACCGAGAGCGAGGACAUCAAGAUCGGCGUGCUGUUCGCCUCCAAGGCCAUUCUGCAGCUGCUGGUGAACCCCCUGAGCGGGCCCUUCAUCGACCGCGUGGGCUACGACGCGCCCCUGCUCAUCGGCCUGGGCGUCAUGUUCGCGUCCACAGUCAUGUUCGCCUUUGCAGAGGACUACGCGACCCUGUUCGCCGCCCGCAGCCUGCAAGGGCUCGGUUCGGCCUUUGCCGACACGUCGGGCAUAGCCAUGAUCGCGGACAAAUACCCGGAGGAGCCCGAACGCAGCCGGGCCCUGGGCGUGGCCCUCGCCUUCAUCAGUUUUGGUAGCCUUGUUGCGCCCCCCUUCGGCGGCGUCCUUUACCAGUUCGCAGGGAAGAGGUAUCCCUUCCUGGUGCUGGCCGUGGUCUCCUUGCUGGACGGCUUCCUCCUCAUGCUGGUAGCCAAGCCUUUCUCCGUCACGGCGCGGGAAAACUUGCCCGUGGGCACGCCCAUCCACCGGCUCAUGCUGGACCCUUACAUCGCCGUGGUGGCCGGGGCACUGACCACCUGCAACAUUCCGCUGGCUUUUCUAGAGCCUACCAUCGCCAACUGGAUGAAGGAGAGCAUGGGGGCGUCCGAGUGGGAGAUGGGACUCACCUGGCUCCCAGCCUUCUUUCCGCACGUCCUGGGCGUCUAUCUCACGGUCAAGCUGGCUGCGCGCUACCCCCACCUGCAGUGGUUCUACGGUGCUCUGGGACUGGUGGUCAUCGGAGCCAGUUCGUGCACGGUGCCGGCCUGCCACAACUUCGGCCAGCUGGUGGUGCCCCUGUGCGGCAUCUGCUUCGGCAUCGCGCUCGUAGACACCGCGCUGCUUCCCACGCUUGCCUUCCUGGUGGAUGUGCGCCACGUCUCCGUCUAUGGUAGCGUCUACGCCAUCGCAGACAUCUCCUACUCGGUGGCUUACGCUCUCGGGCCCAUCGUGGCCAGCCAGAUCGUACACACUCUCGGUUUCCCCCAGCUCAACCUGGGCAUGGGCCUGGCUAACUUGCUGUACGCUCCGGUCCUUCUGCUCCUUCGCAACGUCUGCUAUAUGACGCCGUCCCGUUCCGAGCAGGACGUGCUUCUGGACGAGUCACCCAAGGGCCUCUACGACACUAUCCGCCUGGAGGAGCGGUUAGGCAAAGACAAGCCUCGCCACGGCCUGCCCCCCGAAGGGGAGGUUUCCCUGGGAUGGGAGGGGGAAGGCGCCGCCCAGGAUCGUCCCAGGGCGUUGUCCGGGGAAGAGUCCUCGGACUACGACUACGAAUACAGUUAAAAAAUAUUUGGGAGGAGCGCGGGAGGACAAGUCCUUUAAACUCCUUGUUCCUCUGCCUCCUCCUUUUCUUAGAAACUUGCUACAAAAAGGGUUAAACUAAAGAAAAUCGACCCAUAUAACACUGUCUAGGCUGGGGGGGGGGGUGCUGGAGGGCCUUAUUGUUUGUGCAAUCAAUGUGUGCCCCUCUCUCCGCUCUUAGGACACGUUCCCAGUGUAUUCGGCUUCCCUCCCGUUCUCUUGGUAAUCCUCAAUGUCUCCCUUCUCUUUCGCUCCGCUGUCUCACAGAUGUUACCCAGUCCCAUUUUCCUGCCCAAUCCCGUCCUAAUAACUGGCCGGACCCACAGUUCCCCGGCACCCGGAGUGAUCUCCGUGGUAAAUCGGAGACGCGAUUCCUGCUGGGUUUUCCGGACCUGAGCAGUCUGAGGUAGCGACGCCUUGUUAGGGUAUAAUGCUCCCAGAGACUACAACGCACCCUUCCUCCUCAACCCUAAAACUUCUCGGCGGGAGUGGGUGGGGUGGUUCCUCUCAUCUCUGCCUAUCCCAUUUAGCUGGAAUCUCUGUGUGCAAAAGUUUGUUCGAAUUUGAAAAAAACAAAACAAAAAUAUGUGUGUGACAUACUGUGUAUUUCUGUACGGGGAAUAAAACCCGUGUAAUGUCAUUCAAGUUGUAUAUUCAGGGACAGGAACUCAAUAAAGUGUAUAUACCGAA